AUGCUUGCUUCUGUCCCAACUGUCAAAACUGAGAUAGGAGCGGUAGAAAAUGAUGCCGUGGAAGAACAGAUUUAUAAAAUUGUCGAAACCGCUGCGGAUGGCAUGGACACCGAUACUAUUUCUACCCUGACUGCGGCAAUACCAGCUCUCGAUCGGCAGAAUGCUAUCAACAAUCUUCUGGUGUCUAAAAAGCUCAUCAUUGCUAAAACGUCAGGUGGGGCUCUACGGUUGAAAGUUAACACGAAUACACAACUCUCUGGAGCAUCUGAAGAAGAGCAAGCUAUAUACACUCUGAUAGAAGAUUCGAAGCGGAAAGGAAUUUGGAUUCGAGAGUUACGUGAUGGUUCGGGUUUAUCUCAAAUUCAACUCCGUAAAGUUUUAAAAUCACUUGAGCAGAAGAAACUAAUUAAAAACAUCAAGGCCGUUGGCACAACAAAGAAAUGCUACAUGUUGUAUGAUUUGGAACCGGACACGUCAUUAACAGGAGGGACAUUCUAUUCGGAUCAGCAGCUGGAUGCUGAACUAAUACACACUUUGGUGAAUGUAUGCAUCGGUUACAUACACAGUCGUCGUAAGCAGGCCACAGACAACCAUCCUGAUGACUUUUCUAUGCAAAAAGAACUCAGCUGUGUCCGUCCUCAAGAGAUAGCAGAUUUUAUAUUGGAAAAGCGUGUUUUAAAUGUCACAAUCACUGUGGAAGAUGUUGAACGAAUACUCGAAGUCGCUAUAUUAGAUGGAGCAAUCGAACGACGUCCCGAUGGGAAAGUUCGAGCAACAUCAUCAACUACGCAACCAUCUCCAUUAGUUACAGUACCGUGUUCGACGUGCCCUGUUGUAGACGAUUGCUCUUCUGGACAUGUGAUAAGUCCUCAAACAUGCCGAUACAUGGCUGAGUGGCUUUCGGGUAACUGA
Molecule: messenger RNA, 912 nt
Organism: Haemonchus placei
Lineage: Eukaryota; Metazoa; Nematoda; Chromadorea; Rhabditida; Trichostrongylidae
Source: the annotation of a GenBank genome assembly